This is a messenger RNA of Panthera uncia (snow leopard), 1632 nucleotides long. It is a transcript of the gene MAP2K1, whose product is annotated as mitogen-activated protein kinase kinase 1. Gene Ontology annotation, biological process: protein phosphorylation. The coding region runs from base 451 to 1632 and encodes 393 amino acids. The record is from RefSeq and is a predicted model, not a curated record. Gene Ontology annotation, molecular function: ATP binding; protein kinase activity. Lineage: Eukaryota; Metazoa; Chordata; Mammalia; Carnivora; Felidae. The transcript has 11 exons.
GGGGCGAGGCUUCCCCCUUCCCCGCCCCUCCUCCGCCCUCCAUUCCCUCCCUGGGACGGCUGCGCGGAGCGGCGGGGAGGGCGCCGGCGGCGGCUGUACUUUCCAGGCUGAAGCUGGAGCAGGGCUUUGGCGGUGUCUAUCGAACCCUAGGGACCGGUUGACUGAGGAAAAGAGGGAGGGAAUCCCGCGCAGCCGAGCUGCGCCGCCUGGGAAGUCCUUCGAUUCCUUGCGCGCCAAGCCGAGCCCCGGGCGAGUGGGGCGGGGGUCCCCAGAGACCGCCAGCGGCCCCUCGGCGCUGAAGGGACCACGCGGGGCGCGCCCCCCGAAGGCUGCCCCCGGGCCCGUGGCCCCGACUUGGCCCUGCGCGGCGGGCGUGGGGCAGCUCAGAGGGAGGAAGCAAGAGAGGGGCCGCCCUCCCCUCGGAGUUAGAAGCGCCUUCCCGGGUCCAGAAUGCCCAAGAAGAAGCCGACGCCCAUCCAGCUGAACCCGGCCCCCGACGGCUCCGCGGUUAACGGGACCAGCUCGGCGGAGACCAACCUGGAGGCCUUGCAGAAGAAGCUGGAGGAGCUGGAGCUCGAUGAGCAGCAACGGAAGCGCCUGGAGGCCUUUCUUACCCAGAAGCAGAAGGUCGGGGAAUUGAAGGAUGACGACUUUGAGAAGAUCAGUGAGCUGGGCGCCGGCAACGGUGGUGUGGUGUUCAAGGUCUCCCAUAAGCCGUCUGGCCUGGUCAUGGCCAGAAAGCUAAUUCACCUGGAGAUCAAACCUGCAAUCCGGAACCAGAUCAUAAGGGAGCUGCAGGUUCUACAUGAGUGCAACUCCCCAUACAUCGUGGGCUUCUAUGGCGCGUUCUACAGCGACGGCGAGAUCAGUAUCUGUAUGGAGCACAUGGAUGGGGGUUCCUUGGAUCAAGUCCUGAAGAAAGCUGGAAGAAUUCCUGAACAAAUUUUAGGAAAAGUUAGCAUUGCUGUAAUAAAAGGUCUGACAUACCUGAGGGAGAAGCACAAGAUUAUGCACAGAGAUGUCAAGCCUUCCAACAUCCUAGUGAACUCCCGUGGGGAGAUCAAGCUCUGUGACUUUGGGGUCAGCGGGCAGCUCAUCGACUCCAUGGCCAACUCCUUCGUGGGCACAAGGUCCUACAUGUCGCCAGAAAGACUCCAGGGGACUCAUUACUCCGUGCAGUCGGACAUCUGGAGCAUGGGGCUAUCUCUGGUUGAGAUGGCAGUCGGGAGGUAUCCCAUCCCUCCUCCCGAUGCCAAGGAGCUGGAGCUGAUGUUUGGGUGCCAAGUGGAGGGAGAUGCGGCUGAGACGCCACCCAGGCCGAGGACCCCUGGAAGGCCCCUCAGCUCAUAUGGAAUGGACAGCCGACCUCCCAUGGCAAUUUUUGAGUUGUUGGAUUACAUAGUCAACGAGCCUCCUCCAAAGCUGCCCAGUGGAGUAUUCAGUCUGGAAUUUCAAGAUUUUGUGAAUAAAUGCCUCAUAAAAAACCCAGCAGAGAGAGCAGAUCUGAAACAACUCAUGGUUCAUGCCUUUAUCAAGAGAUCUGAUGGUGAGGAAGUGGAUUUUGCAGGUUGGCUCUGCUCCACCAUCGGCCUUAACCAGCCCAGUACACCGACCCACGCGGCCGGCGUCUAA